This is a messenger RNA of Doryrhamphus excisus (bluestripe pipefish), 4505 nucleotides long. The record is from RefSeq and is a predicted model, not a curated record. NCBI's taxonomy places the organism in Eukaryota, Metazoa, Chordata, Actinopteri, Syngnathiformes, Syngnathidae.
GGGCGUCCCGUUUCGGAACAAAGUUGCGGAGCUGCGCAAUAACGCUUCUUCUUCUUCUUCCGCGCUGCGUGCGUCUCAAGGGCAAAAAAAAAAAAAAGCUCCGAAUGAAGACCGCUCGCUAACCAACAACACCUUCUGUCUCUUUUGGCAAAGCCCCCUCCGCCACUAUGAGAGCCCCCCCCCCUCCCUGCCUCUCUUUCCUGCGUGCCCUUUGCCGCUUUCCAGGAGGUCUUUCCUAUACGAUGAGCCUGCUGGCGGAGGAAGGUGACGUGCUCCGCCGGAGCGGCGGCAUGGAGACACUGUGACCGAGCUCGGAGCAGGAAUAUGCGGCAGUGUCGCCCCCCCUCCCUCCCUUCCUGUCAUACGCGGUGGAUCUAUCUACAUGAGCAGCAUCCUUUUAUUUCAAUCCCGGAGGAUUCGAAGGUCCGUCCGGAGGGGAGAACGCACGUCGCGGAUCCGCUUCGUGUGAUCCUUCGGACGGCGUCCGUCAAGUAAAGUUUGACCAAGUCCUCCUUUGUGAUCAUCACCAUUUUGGAGCGGACAUGGAGUCUGUCAUUGAGAGGCGGAUAACGUGAGAGUUUGAUGCCCGUUUCAACUUGGGAUGAAGAUGCCACCCUGGAGCGGAGACUGGCGAGUGAAAGCCGGCAUUGAGCGUCUUUGAUCGGUGACGGAGGACACGGAGACAUCUUUGCAUCUGUCCAAAAAAAGAUAAAUAUAUAUUUUUUUUUUACCCGGCCCUUGGACUCCUGCGCACAAUGGGGAUUAUGCUCCAAGUUAUUCUAGGAAUGUUUCAAUUCCUGCUGCUCACCAGAAUUCCCAGCUCCCACGCCAAGGGGGGGGGGAAAGUGGGCCGCCUGGCAGCGUUCCAACACGAUGACGAGCCCAAACAGACUUUUAGGAUGACGAGUCGAUACAGAGCGGGAUGGAUAAAAGCCGUGAGGCCUACCGACUGCGUUGCCAGCCAUGGAGACAAAGAUGGCUGUGUUGACUCAAAUACUCUACUAAGGAGUACACAGACUACUAUCCAGGUUUACUAUCUGGCUCACUGGCGACCCACGGAGCCGUCCAAAUCCAGAGAAGUGCGACGGUGGUUGGAGGUGUACUCGCGGAGCGGCUGCGAGCCCCGAGAAACCUUGGCGGAGGUUUGGCGGGAGUUGCCGGGGGAGACGCAUCACCUUUUCGUGCCCUCCUGCGUGGCGGUACGGCGAUGCGGAGGAUGCUGCGCGGACGAGGCCAUGGAGUGCGUUCCGUCGCUCACGCGCACGGUCACGAUGGAGCUGAUGAGGACUUCCUUCAUGAAGCACGAGCUCAUCGAGUUGCCCUUCGUGGAGCACAGCCAGUGUGAGUGCCGAAUAAAAGCAGCGUUCCAACCGACACCAACGACAAGGCCCAAUCACGCGGCAACAAGAGGCAAGAAGAAGAGGAGAGGAAAGAAGACGAUGUCAGCGUCCAGAAGAGCGACCCCCGUCCUCUCAUCCCGACCCACCAGCCCCCCUUCUUCGCCGUCCACGCGGCCUUCCUGUCGACCCUGCAGAGGGCGAAAUCGGGCGUUGGAUGCCGGGUCUUGUCGCUGUCUCUGCACCGUCACGGCCGAGAGCUGCGGCAGGAAAGACAGGAGGUUGGAUUCUCACCGUUGCAGGUGUGAUGCCGUGAGGACCUAACGACCUCCGCCUCCCAACAGGAAGUAUGAGCGCACAGCACGCCACCUUGUAGUCGCUUUCUAGCCGAGCCACCAGUGUAGCCAUCCUAGACCUACGUAGAUCAUGUAUGUACACACGUGUGGGUGUGUGUGUGUGUGUUUCUGUGGUCUCACAUGUACAGUACACACGUGCACGGACUUGUCCGCUUGGGAAAAACGCUGAUUUACGGAUAUAAACAUUCCCGAUGGAGCCUCUUUGGACUCUCUUGUAACGGGACGAUAUCUACGUAUGGAAGCGCAACAUACAGAUGGUUCGUGUCGAGGCCUGUGUGUGUGUGUGUGUGUGUGUAGGAUCGAAAUACUCAGAGACGCCAUACGGGAUAUAUAGGAUAUGCGCUCGGAAUGUCAUUCGGAGUCGGUAUAAACCAGGGGUGCUCACACUUUUUCAGCAUGCGAGCUACUUUUAAAAAUGACCGAGUCAAAAUGAGCUACCCACUACAAAAAUGCAAAACAUCUAUUUAUUUUCAAAUGUAUUGAGGAUUAUUUGUACGUACAAUGUAUGUUGAUGUACCUUACAUAACCAAAUGAGCCAAUAUUGCAAAACACACAUAAUUAACUAUUAACAUUUUUUGUAAUUACCUGAGUUUACUUUGAUGACUUGCACUGAAUUGAACCAGCCAGGGAUGCAUAGUCCGGACAGUAGCUGCUGAUAGCCAGCCUCAAGCACACUUCCAAAUGUUUAUCAGUCAUGGAUAAUAUCCGUAUCAUAAUAUCCGUAUAAUAUUCCAUAUCCGUAUGGAAGUGAUAUGUUUUUUGCCUUUUUACUUGGUCCAGUUUUUGCCUUUUUACUUGGUCCAGUUUUUGCCUUUUUACUUGGUCCAGUUUUUGCCUUUUUACUUGGUCCAGCUCCUUCACUCAUUUUAGUGACCAUAAACUUUAGCGAGGGCUUUAAAAUCUAACGCAAUUCGCCGACUAGCUUAGCACUUUGCAUCGUUGUUUACGCAUGAGCGGUGACCUAAAGGUCAAAAUUCAGUUGUCAUCUGACUGGUUGUCCUGUAUGUCAAUCAAGUAACGGGGAUGGAUGAUAGGCUGACAUCGUAAGUUCUGCUGCACUUAAUGCGGGAAAUGCGGGAAAUGCGUAAAAUGCGUAAUCCGGGAAAGAACACAAGGUCCCCCCCCCCCCCGCCCCCUCUAGAGAACCUCCAAAGCAGGGGUGUCCAAACUGCGGCCCGUAGCAAACAAGAAACACACAAAAAGCAGUCAUUUUAACACAAUGACGUCAUAAAGUCAUGACAAAAAAUAAAGAUUUUAGCAGCAUAAAGUUAGCAAAAUAGCAAAAAUAAAUUUCAAUUUAGGCAGAAAAUUAGGUCACGGGAAAAAAAGUAGUAAUGUGACAAGAAUAUUGUCCAAAUAUUACCAGAAGAUGAAAUAGUUAUGGGAAAAAAGCAACAGAAAUGGAAAAAAAAAAACUAUCCCAACAAAAAAAUGGCGUCAUCUAACCACAAAAAGGUCUGAAUUUUACCAUAAUAAUAUCACACUAAUUAUGUUAUUAUGUCAUUAUGUCAUUUUAGUAGCAUCAAGCUAGAAGUAUAACAUUUCGGGACAAUCGGCUUGCGGAAAAAAUUCUACGAAUAAAGUCAAAAUAUUAUAAAUAAAAUAGCCAUAAUUACCAGAAAAACAUUUGCAAGAGGAAAGUUGAAAUAAUUGGAACAUAAAUAGUUAUAGUUUGACAAAAAUUAAUUUUUUUUUGCCAUCCCAAAUUUGAUGAUGUGAAACUUUAGCGUGGUUUAGCACCAGAAUACAACAAUUUAAUGACUUUUGUAGAAAAAACGAUUAGAAAGUGAUUAGAAACUUGAAAUAUUAUACUUAGAGACGUCGUUUGAUUUGAUUGGUCGCCCGAAGGGCAACAUUCAGUUGUCAUCUGAAUGGCUGCCGUGUAUGUCAAUCAAGUGACGGCAUUGAUGCUGGGAUGAUAUUUUUUUAAUGUCACGCCGCCAUCGACCAGCGAUCGACCGGUAGCUCGCGAUCGACUUAAUGAGCACCCCUGGUAUAAGCGAUGCUGAAUGUACGUAUCUGUGUGGUCCCGAGAGGGGGGGGGGGGGGUGGGGUUUUAAGGGAGGUCUGAAAGACCCAUAUGGGUUAUCCUCGGCGCCCCCUCAUUCAGAGGCGCAUGAGCGCCAUUUGUUUUAAUUUGGGCUCUUUUUUUUUUUUUUUUGUCUCCCAUCUUUUCCUCUGCUCGCCCCACAUAUUGAAAGCCGUCCGCUCGCACUGCCUCUCUUUUUGGGGGGCGAGUGAGAAGAAUGACAAUAAUGAGGUCUGGCGUCCGUCCACUGCUCUGCAACCCCCCCCCCCCCCCUUCACACACACACACACUUGUAUUCACACUUAAAGCAGCAGGAACACACACACACUCACACAAGCAAUGUGAAAUCAGCAGGUAGCCAUCUUUUUUUUUUAUAUUACUGCACUUUUUUGGUGAAAAUAUAAGCCUCAAUUUGAUAUAUUUUAUAAAAAGCGAACAUGUAAUGCGUCUGAAUAAAGCGCCACACAUCACUAGGAACCGGAGGGGGGGGGGGGGGGUAAAUGUAUAGAAUUUAAAGGCCAUAUAUACGUAUUAUAAUCAGUGUUGUUUUCUUUGAGGACGGGAAGGAAUCCGCCGCUUCGAGCCGAGACGAGGCAAAAAAAACGCCGGAGUUGCGUCGACGCGGCGGGCCGCCCCCCCCCCAACCCCCCCGAGAAGCAUAAUGGCGCAGGUCAGGGAGUUAAAACCUCUUUUCUUUCUCUGUAUUUUUUUUUUUCCGACUGUGUCAUGUGCUCCAUUUUUUUUUUUUUUUUAACCAGUCACAUUUUGUCCCUGCGGUAUACA